Messenger RNA from Daphnia magna, 3609 nucleotides. RefSeq names its product tight junction-associated protein 1. The record is from RefSeq and is a predicted model, not a curated record. The transcript is spliced from 7 exons. Bases 2303 to 3280 code for a protein of 325 amino acids. Lineage: Eukaryota; Metazoa; Arthropoda; Branchiopoda; Diplostraca; Daphniidae.
UCGUCUGCUGUGCUUGCUAGUUCGUGUGAUAGCUCGUCCAGUCUAGAUUUUUCCUUUUUUCAUUGUUUUUUGUAGGUUUUUUAUGUCCUUAGCAGUGUUUUUUUUUCAGUUUUACAUGCUGCAUCUGGUUUCAUGGUUUUGCAGCUCUUUUUCCUUUUGUGUAUUUUCCGUUUUCCCUGUCCCAGUCACCUAGCUGGUGAUGGGGGACAACGACAGUGGCGCCUCCCCGGCCAAUGCACCUACUAGAGUUUGUAUCCAUUGUUCAAAACACCUUCCCUAAAUCUAAAGUUCACCGUUCAUGUUCUAAUAAGGCUCACUCCAAUUCUGGGGGCUAUGCAUAGUUUAAUCAACUUUAGUGUUACGAUUUUUUUUUUCGAGUUAGAGUUGUGUAACUGCCACGAAUCCCAGGGCAUUGGCAUUUCCACUAUGCAAAACUGCAAGACGUAGAAAAAGUCUGCAAACGUAGAAUAUCCAGAUCACGUCAAGUCAACAGGCUCUUCUCGGCUCUCUUAAGUACCUCACACUAAGACUGGCCCACUGUUGGACGACAAAAAGACGAUGACAGAAAGAUCCAACGUUUACAGCCCUGAAUUGUUCGCAUGUCAAGAACGAAAGAAAACAAAGACGACGAACUGAUGGCCUAAAACGUAAGCAAUGCAUAUAUUACUGAGCUCGCUUUCAGUUGCCGAUUGUCUUACAUUGUUGGCCAGUAAUCCCAGUAGACUGGUGGAAUAAAAUUUGGGUUUCAUAACACACCUCACACCUCCUGCAGCGGUAUACCGCCAGCAGCAGUCCACCACAUCAAUUUUCACGUCUAGAUGCUACUAGAAACAUGUUAGAUAAUUUGUUGUAGUGAACAGGGCGUCGGCAGAAAUGUUAACGAUAUAGAUGUGGUGAUUGACAAAUCACAUUUGGGCACGGUGAGCUACAUAAGGCUCGUUUUACUCUGGGAAUUUUUAGUCUGUUGCACAGCUAGUGUUGCACUGGAGGCUGCUGUUCUAGUUGGCGCCACACAAGACAUACGACGCUAUGCAGCUUCAUGUUUUUUCUACCAAUUUACUGUCAACAUAUUGAUCCUUUGAGGUAGUUGUACAUUCAUCCCAUUUCCAGUCACUUCUAUAUUCUAUUUCUUUUUUGGUAUUCGUGAACUCAAAGCAAUACGGGACAACGAAAACACACUCACAUAGAAAAAGGGAAAAGUACAAUAGGCCAUAUUAUGCAUGCAGAUAAAGAGCCAAUACGUUGGCUUGGGGUAUAAAAUGUGCCUCGUUUGCUAACACAAACGCACUUGAUUUUUUUAAGACUACUGGGAAUGGACACAACAGUGAAUUUCAAUGCGGCCAAGAGAAUUUUCUCAGUUGUCACGAUGAAUAAACGGAGCGCAAACGGCCACAGUUGACAUUAAGCUCACGCAGUGGAUAGCUCAUAUUGGAUUCAGCCCUGUUCGUUCUAUUGAGCGUGAACAAACAUUUCGUUACAAUCGAGCCUUGGGGGAACAUCGUCAGUACAGUGUAAACUCACUAACUCAGGUUAGCGACAUGCAUAAUGGAGGCUCCUUGCAAAGAUCACAGUGGAUUGAACACAUUUCACAAUGGGAACUUAAGUUUGAAUAAAUUAUUUUUCUUACGUGGCCAGAAUAAUAAAAUGACCGUAUAUCUAACCAUAACGUAAGGGUUACCGUCAACACACACAAAAAUUGUGAAUAACAAUAAAGCAUUUAUGGCAGAUAAAAUUUUAAACACGUCACCCGACGUCAAUUUUUGUGUACAUUUCAGAAUCAAUUUGCUUUAUUAUUCUCCCAAUCCACACCGGCCAUUAUAUAUCAAACUAUUUAAAAAAAAGUAACGAAAUGAGACUACGAAAUAAAAUUUUUCUGUUUUAUAUGUAGGCUAUGUCGUACGGUUUGAUCCAUCAUAUUGGAACAGCUGUGAAAGAAGAAAACGAAAAAUUAUAUGCUAUUGACUGAUGGGAAAAAGUCCAACCUUAUUUCAUUUUUUUAUUUGUUAAGAAGUGCUAUAUUAUUUAAUUUUUCUCCAAUUAGGCAUACUGGACAAUGCGGAAGCCGGAAUGGGGUGAAUGGACAUGGACAGAUGGACGUUUGAGCAGGUUUGAGAUUGGACUUGGACAAUGCCACAAUGGGAAUCGAGCAACAAGCAAAUACCAAAAUGGCAUCGUUGUCUAGUCCCUAUUGAUAAGUUUGUUUUGACGUGGAUAAUUUUCCGUAGUGACGUUUUUAGUCUAUUAAACACCUUUGUUUCUAAUAAGGCUAUUAGCGCUAAAUAAUUAAGCAACGUUUUCGUACAUGGAGGAAACACAGACGGUUGAUAUUAAUGAUAUUAACCGUGAGCUCUAUGACCUUAAAAAUAAAUAUGAACGAUUAAAAGAGGGCCAUAGAAAACUAUUGAUUGUCAACCAAAAUUUGGAAGAAAAGUUACUUCAAAACAUCAACAAAUAUGAAACAGAAAAAAUAUCACUGGUCCAUACUAUUUCAGCUCUCAACCUGGAGCGUGAAGAAUUGCAGAGAAUCAACAAAAAAUUAGUAACUGAAAAUGAAAGGUUUAAGCUGGACAUUUCUGUUGCUAUUCAACUACUCCACUGCAAGCCAUCAAGCUUCUCAGAUUGCAAACUAGAAAGUCUCCCACAGGAGUUUCAAGAUAAAGCAAAAUUCCACAUGCAACAAGAGUCUCUUCCAAGAUAUCGGCCUGAAAAGAAAGGAAAAGUUAUUCGAGUCCCUAUAUCAGCUUUUCCUUCAACAACUGUGAUAUACUCUAUACCUGAUGAUGACGACGAUGAUGUCGAUUUAAGCGCAGAUAUGACAGUGCCUGCUGAAACAAUGGCAAAAGUGCUGAAUGAAAGACAACGCGAGCUUCACGAUCAAACUCCGAACGGAUCCGGCUUCCCAUCAUAUUGUUCUAACGGCAUGCAUACCUCUCAUUCGAUGCCCUUCUUAGACGGGUUGCAAUAUGUAGACCACGGGACGCAAACUUAUCCGAAUUUCAUCGGUGAACGAGAGAAAACCGUUAAUACUUGUAUAUUUUGCCAAGGAACACUGACAACAAACCGAUCAUGUGGCACAAUUAAAAGUCAGGCUAGUUUACCGUUGGAAGAUCCUAAAGUGUUCUUGCAUACGGAGUCGGAGAUCAGCCCGCUCACCACACAACGUAGUAGCGUCAACAUAUCUAGGAAAAAUGCUGCGAAUACCCACAGGCGCAAAAUUCAGGCUAAUAACAAUAGCGUGAGCCCAAGCUACAGCAGGUCUUCGAUGGAGACGGACAUUUAGUCAACGAGAGUUAUGCACAAGUUUAGUGGAAUACUUCCAGGUAAAAGUCGCUUUUCGUAUUUAUGAACAUCGCUUAAUUAGUUGUUUCAUGUUACGUCAUCCAUCCUCAAUGAUGAUUAAACAUUUAUAUAAUAAUAAGUUUAAUUUACGAGACUGAUACUUACCUUAAAUGGUGGAAUUAAAAUACUUGUAUUUAUUGAUGUUUUGACUUAACCCGAAAUUUGUUAUCGGGAAAGGGUAAACAUUUCUUCCUUUAAAUAUUUAAUUUUCAUGGUGAAUGGUAAAUUGUGAAAGUGUGAGAUAUUUCGAAUAAAUCAAACUUCGCUCGA